AUGCAGGGCGCCAGUGACUCCCCCAGCAGCUCUCCAACAGCAGCAGCAGCAGCAGCAGCAACAGCAAUAGCAAGAGCAGCAGCAGCUACGCCCGACAGGGUGUAUCCAGGGGCAGCAGCAGAGCCUUCAGCCUCAAGCCCCACUGAGCUAGGAGCAGCAGGAGCAGAAACAGCAGCAGCAGCAGCAGGUGGCGGACUGCCGCUCUCCCCCGGCUGCGCCGACGCGUCCCCAAAAGCAGCAGCAGCAGCAGCAGCAGCAGAGUGGCUGGGCCGUUUGCUGCCGCCGCCUUCGCAGCCGCCUGCUGCUGUUGCUGCUUGUCUUUGCUGCCACGUGCGGCAGCUGCAGUUCAUAUUUGCUGCUGCCCCCAGGGCCAUUCAUUUCGCCCUUUGGGGCAGAAGAGUGCAGCUGCUGUGGCUGCAGGGCUUCGUGACCAAGUCCGCUGCUGCUGCUGCUGCUGCUGCUGCAGCGGUGGCUGGGAGUGCAUCUGUGGCUGCUGCUGUCGCUGUGGCUGCAGCAGCAGCUGCUGCUGCUGGUGCUGCUGCUGCUAUGGCUGUUGCUGCUGCUGCUGGCGUUGCUGCUGCUGCUGCUGCUGCACUUGAAGGGCGUGUGGGAUCGUCUUCAAUCCUCGUGGGAUCGUGUGGGGUCGUGUUGGGAUCGUGUUUAUUCUCCUGA
Eimeria tenella is the source of this 672-nucleotide messenger RNA. RefSeq lists its product as uncharacterized. The record is from RefSeq and is a predicted model, not a curated record. Lineage: Eukaryota; Apicomplexa; Conoidasida; Eucoccidiorida; Eimeriidae. The transcript has a single exon. The coding region runs from base 1 to 672 and encodes 223 amino acids.